AUGCUUUUGGAAGUACUGGGUUUGCUGCUUAGGCAAGUAGCUUUGCCACAGGUGUUCUUUGAUGUGAAGAUUGGAGACAAAGAUGUUGGCAGAAUUGUAAUUGGAUUGUUUGGAAAAGUUGUCCCAAAGACUGUGGAGAACUUCAUUGUGCUGGCAACUGGAGAAAGAGGAUAUGGAUACAAAGGAAGUAAAUUUCAUCGUGUGAUCAAAGACUUCAUGAUUCAAGGGGGAGACUUUACAUCUGGAGAUGGAUCAGGAGGAAGAAGCAUCUACGGGGAAAAGUUUCCAGAUGAGAACUUCAAGCUUAAACACUAUGGAAUUGGAUGGGUUAGCAUGGCUAAUUCUGGUCCAGACACCAAUGGAUCCCAGUUCUUCAUCAGUGUGACAAAGCCUUCCUGGUUAGAUGGAAAACAUGUAGUGUUUGGCAAAGUCCUUGAUGGAAUGUCUGUGGUGCACUCAAUAGAACUCCAGCAGACAGAUGAACACGACCGGCCUCUUCAAGACUGUGUGAUUGUGAACAGUGGCAAAAUAGCUGUAAAAGAACCAUUUGUAGUUGAAGUAGGCGACUGGUGAGACCAAUAGUCAGAAUGGAAAGUAAAAAUUACCACUUUCUUUAAGGCUUGUUUUUGACUGAUCUCCUCAAAAUAUAUCAGGCUGUAUUUAGGUAAUACUUACUAUUUGCCAAAUACAUAAAAGAUAUGAGCAUUCCUAUAAUAAUUCUAUGGAUCUGUCACUCCUUGAAGUUCAUGACAUAUCUACUAAAUUGCAGAAGAAGUCGUCAAUGAAAAGUGUUAGAUGCAUUUCUA
This is a messenger RNA of Nestor notabilis (Kea), 806 nucleotides long. RefSeq names its product peptidylprolyl isomerase C (cyclophilin C) (gene PPIC). Gene Ontology annotation, molecular function: peptidyl-prolyl cis-trans isomerase activity. Gene Ontology annotation, cellular component: intracellular membrane-bounded organelle. Gene Ontology annotation, biological process: protein peptidyl-prolyl isomerization; protein folding. NCBI's taxonomy places the organism in Eukaryota, Metazoa, Chordata, Aves, Psittaciformes, Psittacidae. The record is from RefSeq and is a predicted model, not a curated record. The transcript is spliced from 5 exons. Bases 1 to 573 code for a protein of 190 amino acids.